AUGUCUCAAGCCUCGGGUUCCAAUGUGACUCUGCCUUCGUCUCUACCAGUCAAGCCAGAUAUAGCCUCCAAUAGCUCUUCAGCGUCAUCAUCAUCGAAACCUCUCAUCUCUCGUAUCUCACUUCCGCAUGGGCUGCCUCAAAAGCCCACAUUCGCCCUACCCACCAGACCUCCUUCGGCAUCCUUACGCUCUAGACCGAUUCAAAAUGAUCGCCCACCACGGUCACGUUCACCGUCACCACGUCGCCGCUCAGCUCAUCACGAUUCUUACAUUCCCCGAUCGCCUCCACGACGACAAGAUGAUUGGGAUCGACGAGACGAUCAUCGACCUGGGCCUAGGGAGGACUGGGGUAUAAAAGAUACCUACAUACCCAGACCGCUGUCUCCUCCAGGAUCUCGUCGACGUAUCUCGGUUGAUCGAGUCUCAAGUCGCAGUCCUGUGAAAGGUCUAUCAUCAUCAUCAGCAUCAGCUGCUAGUCCGGUCCCCCGCGCACCUUCAUCCGAACUGCCCAAGACGUUCUUCACCUUUUCUCAUAAAAAAUCGGAGGAGAAGCAUGCAAGGGAAGAGCAACGUCGUUCAGAGUACGAGCAGAGGAUACGGGAGAAGAGGAAGAGAGACGAUGAGGCGGCAGAGCAAGACAGAAUGGGGCGUCUGGCAGACAGGAGUCAUCCGAGUGAAGCUGUCGAGUCAGCCGAGAUCAAGGACGCCGACGACAGGAGUAACCUUAAGCGAUCAGCAUCCUCGACAACGAUAGAAAGCGGACCGUCCAAAGCCUCUAGGCCCAUACCCACCGGUCCGAAAUCAGCCACCGGUGUCUUUGGUGCACCCACUGGCCCACGGUCACGGUCAGGUCUCAGAGGCAUUAUCGCUUCACCCACUGGAGUCUCUUCAAAGACCCCCACAGGUCCUAGGGCCAUGACCGUUCGAGAAUUGCACUCGACCUCAUCUCCGUCCGAGUUGGCUUUACCCUCACAGCCGCAAACGAGUCCGGGACCAGGGACUCUGCAAGUUUUGGAAGGACCGAUCAAGGACAGGGAGGCUAUCAUGUCCGCCAACGCGGACUUGCAACUCGAUCAGGCUCAGCUGCAGAGUCCGCGCUCGUCAUUAUUCGACCGAAUGAGUCAUGAAGGCCAAACGCCCCAGUUCAGCGUCUUGUGGGGCCGAAUCGAUGGCAAGCGCAUCGCGAGGGCGACAGUCAAUAUCAGAGGUAAAUGUCGAAUUGUAUGUACCGGUGAUGGUCAAGAUGCAAAAGAUGCGUAUGAGGCAUCUGCCUUGGCAGCUCAUUAUGAGCUUACACGACGCGAGAUGUCUGGCGCUACUCCUCCCGUCGCCGGCUCUGCGAGCCCCCAAGACCCAGUCCACAUCGUCGAGGAUUCAGAAGCCGCCGAGUCAGAAUUCGUGACAGACUCCGAUGUCGAGACGUCGGCUAUUGACACAAAGAGACUUAGCAAUGGAAUCGUCAUUCAAUUACCAAGGGCAAAGAAAUUCAUGGCAUACUACUGUGAACGAUAUCAAUUCGACCCUCCGUCCAUCGAAAUCGUCGGAUCUCCACCAAAUUGUGAGGCUAUCAUGUCCGUCGGUGGCCGGACGAUCGGCAUGGGUACUGGUACAUCUCCUGAACAAGCCCAGCAAAACUCGUAUCUCGAUGUCGUCCAGUAUCUCGAAUUGUGUGACCCCAGGCUGUGGACAGAUUUCCGAGAGGAGGAGCGUCGGAAUGCCCUGCCAAGCUUGGUGUUCCAAAUCAGCGAGCAGCUGAACGAAGACAUCUACGGUCUCUGCUCGGAUAUCACACAGUCCAAGCUGCACCGAAAAGCUCCAGCCGAUGGAUCAUUACAGCCUGACGCGAUCAAUCAGAACCCAGCCCAAACCUCACAAAAUGCCAUAGGGGAUAUUCAACAAAUCUCCAUCGAGAUGAAGAGUAAACUCGAUGAGUAUCGCGAGGAUCCAACGUGGGAGGAGAUGCGCACUCAACGAAAGGGGUUGCCGAUCUAUACGAAGGCAAAGCAGAUCAUGGACAGGAUCAGUGAAGACGAUGUGACGGUGCUAGUAGCUGCGACUGGCUCCGGUAAAACAACUCAGAUCCCCCAAAUGAUCCUGGACGAUUACAUUGAUCGAGGUCAAGGUGCCGAGUGCAAUAUCUUGUGUACGCAGCCACGAAGGUUAGCAGCGAGAUCCGUUGCUGAGCGAGUGGCAGCCGAGCGAGGCCAAAGGUUGGGUAAACAAGUUGGCUAUCAAGUUCGAUUUGACGCCAAACUUCCGCAACCUCGUGGCUCCAUCACAUACAUGACCACGGGGAUUCUGCACAGGAGGCUACAGGCGAUGAGGGAUACAAAUAGUGACCUAGAGCACACAACGCACAUCAUCGUCGAUGAAGCACACGAACGAGAUAUCGACACCGACCUCUUGCUGGCCGUCCUCAAGAGGUUCAUGGCAGAGCGAAAAGCGCGGGGCAAGCCGCUCAAGCUCAUUUUGAUGUCUGCAACCAUCGACCCCACUUUGUUUCAACAGUACUUUGCCACUCCAGAAGGCCCAGCUCGCGUGACUGAAGUGCCGGGAAGAAGUUUUCCGGUCGAACGACACCUAUUGGACGAGAUCGUCCCCCGUCUCAAACGAUAUACCGAGGCCCAGUGGGUAUUUCGGGACCCAUUGGUAUUCGAAUACCUCUUACGGGAGCUGUCGGAUGAUCGUGCACUGUUUGUCGAGGACACCGAGGUGCCUCUGCCUUUACCGCUGGUAGCGCUCACAGUAGCGCACAUUCUCAAACAGUCUACUGAAGGUCACAUCCUGGUCUUCUUACCCGGUCUCGAGGAAAUCAAAAAGACCCGCAUGCUCUUGCAAACUCAGCAUUUCGUCAACGGAGUCAAUUUUGAGGAUCCCAAAUACAGUAUCCACUUUUUGCAUUCGGCGGUUCCUGCAGAGGAACAGCAGAAAGUCUUUGAGCCCGUCCCAGAGGGAAGAAGACGAAUCAUCUUGGCGACCAACAUCGCAGAAACCAGUGUGACCAUUCCAGAUGUGGUCUAUGUCGUUGAUGGAGGUAGACUCAGGGAGAAUCGAUACGACCCCGUCUCGUCCCUCUCAUCUCUGGUCCUGGCUUGGGUCAGCAAAUCACAUCUCGAUCAACGAGCUGGUCGUGCGGGCCGACAUCGACCCGGGGAAUAUUUCAGUGUGAUCUCAAAGCUCCGACUAGAGUCGCUCGGCUCUCAUCAAUUGGUGGAGAUGAAGAGAGAGAAUCUGACCAAUGUGGUGAUGCAUGUCAACGCCUUGAACAUUGGAGCCGUUCAUGACAUCUUGGGCGAGACCAUCGAGCCACCUGCUCCCGAUCGAGUAGCCGCGGCGAUCAAAUCUCUGCAGCAACUGGGAGUCCUGGAUAAGAACGAGAGACUAACGUCGCUCGGCCGAGUUCUGCAACGACUUCCGAUCGAUGCGGCAGUUGGCAAGCUCUUACUCUACGGAGCCAUGUUCCGAUGUCUUGACUCGGCUCUUACUCUUUCUGCCGUCAUGAGUCUGGGCAGUCCAUUCAUGGUCCCUCUUGAUCGCAGAUCAGAAGUCCGAAAAAUUCACAACUCCUUCUCCCCAUCUGCAUUCAAAUCCGACCUGCUUGCGGGUCUCAUGGCAUACAACAAGUGGCGCGAGAUCGAGGAGCGCAAUUGGGAUGAGGCAUGCGAGUAUUGCAAAUCUAGUUCACUCAAAAUUGGCGCCAUGAUCGACAUUCGCAACAUGCGGGAUUCCCUGUUGAGGGCGCUCUCCGACAGCGGCAUAUUGGCGGUCUCUGAUGGCAGACUACUACAGCGAAUCCACAAGUACAACGGUCGACCAAACGUACCCCCUCAUUUGAACAUACACAACGACUCUCUACCUUUGCUUGCAGCAUUGAUCUGUCUGGCCUCGGCACCCAACUUUGCGAUUCAAAAGUCGCCAUCUUUGUAUCGAACGGCAAACGAUAAGCAUCUCAUCAUCUCCAAUGGCUCAGUCAACCGCAAGACACGAGAAACUGGGCAAUCAGACAAAUCUCCAGCGUCUCCGAUUGUCAACGAGAAGCGGCUGUAUGCUUUCACUGUCAAAGCCUCUCUCCCUUCAGAAGAAGGGGCUUCGGGCAAAUCAAGUGCGAACAAGAAAGCCCGUUCUGCCACCAGUGUCCUUCGUCAGGUCUCACGUAUCGACCCUUUGACCUAUUUGCUCUUUGGAGCCUACGAUCUGGUACAUGACGGCAAGAGCUUGCUUUGCGAUUCCUGGCUAGCAGUCACCGGCAAUCCAUAUACUCUCAGUGACAUCGUCAAGCUCAGGUCACUGAUAGACACUUGCAUGUUGCGAGUAUUCGAGGGACUCGGCCACAGUCUGAUCAUGGAUCGGGAUUCUCGGCGACGAGAAAUACAGCAAAGGAUCCAGCUUCCGAGGAGCACUUCACCAAACAUCUCGAGUGACGAUGAAAAAGAUGCGGAUGUAACCCAGGAGGACGAAGCAGAGGAAGAGCAAGUCAGACAGAUAUUGACUUUGGAGCCGGACGAGAUCAGAGAAUUGCAAUUAUUGACCGCGGAUGUGGUGAGGAUCUUGGAUGCCUAUGCUGAGGAACGGGAAGGAGACAAGAUUUACGCGUCGUCACAUGAAUAUGGCCCGGAGCUAGACGACGACUUGAGGGAGCAGGAAGCCGUCAUGAUAUGA
This is a messenger RNA of Kockovaella imperatae, 4659 nucleotides long. Its product is annotated as P-loop containing nucleoside triphosphate hydrolase protein. The transcript has 6 exons. Gene Ontology annotation, cellular component: intracellular anatomical structure. Gene Ontology annotation, molecular function: RNA binding; ATP binding. The coding region runs from base 1 to 4659 and encodes 1552 amino acids. The record is from RefSeq and is a predicted model, not a curated record. NCBI's taxonomy places the organism in Eukaryota, Fungi, Basidiomycota, Tremellomycetes, Tremellales, Cuniculitremaceae.